Molecule: messenger RNA, 518 nt
Organism: Eremomyces bilateralis CBS 781.70
Lineage: Eukaryota; Fungi; Ascomycota; Dothideomycetes; Eremomycetales; Eremomycetaceae
Exons: 1
Coding region: 119-415 (98 amino acids)
Source: RefSeq, a predicted model, not a curated record
CCUCGCCAGCGCUUUACUCGCAUGGAGGCAGAUCUGGAGAUUGAUCCUCUGCUUCAUAACGCGAUAAACAGUUUUAUAACUCUAGUUACAGAAUGAACAGUUAGAAAUAUGAUAUUUAAUGGCCAUAGGACUGCUUAACAACCCUUUAUCUAUAUUGCAUCAACUUCUGGAUCCCACCCAAUUUCCCCGUAUGAUGUUAUUCGCCAUCUCGUUAUUUUUCCCAAAUCUCAUCAUCUGGCGUCCAUACAAAUUUUGCAAGAGUUUCGAUUAUUCCGUACUUGGCUCGUCUAUUACUCGUCUACUACUCGUGACCAUCUCACUCUACGCCCACAACAGUCUCGUGACCUUACACUCUUGUCAUUCGUCCGAACAGCUCAACCUUGCAGUAGGUAGGUUGCCGUUGACCGGUCGUUGAAGUAUAAAGGUAUGAGUCCCACAGCAAACGCUUUACCUGACACCCCACCUUGCAAUUCAAAAUCACCCUGCUGCCUCCCAAGACAAAUUAAACCGUCCAUCAC